CAUGGAGAAAUUUGAUACUCAUACCAGGUGGAACAUCACAGUAGCUAAUGGCAUAUAGUAUAAAUUUUCAUGCAAUUACUCAUCCUUAGGCAUAUAACCCCAUACAAAAACCUCCACGAGUCUCAAACACCGAACUCUAUUUUGUCCUUCAAUGGAAGAACACACCUCUAAGCAUCCCCUUCUUUCACCUGGUAGAGAAAACCCUCAAAUCGCCGAACAAACUAGUGAUUAUCUUAUUAGAUUGUCACAUACUUCUUUUGCUUCUUCCUUUGUUGCUGAUGCAGAUGAUAUUCCUCCCAUCACUGGAAUCCAAGAUUUCUUUAGAGAGUUUACAAUUGAAUCUAGAAAAUUAUGGUACCUUGCUGGUCCAGCUAUUUUCACUUCACUUUGUCAGUAUUCUCUUGGUGCUGUCACUCAAACAUUUGCUGGACAUGUUGGCACUCUUGAGCUUGCUGCUGUUUCUGUUGAAAACUCAGUUAUUGCCGGUUUCUCUUUUGGUGUCAUGUUGGGAAUGGGAAGUGCGUUAGAAACACUAUGUGGACAAGCAUUUGGAGCAGGUCAAAUUGACAUGCUAGGAGUAUACAUGCAAAGGUCAUGGGUUAUUCUCAAUUCAACAGCAGCACUUCUGAUGUUACUUUACAUUUUCGCGGACCAAUUUCUGAGAUUAAUUGGGCAAACAGAGGACAUAUCACGGGAAGCAGGGAAAAUGGCUUUGUAUAUGAUUCCUCAAUUAUUUGCAUAUGCCAUGAAUUUUCCAAUAGCUAAGUUCUUGCAGGCACAGAGUAAGAUUAUGGUGAUGGCAUGGAUAGCAGCAAUAGCUUUGGUUCUGCAUACAUUUUUUAGCUGGUUGUUUAUGUUGAAGUUAGGGUGGGGGCUCGUGGGCGCGGCAGUGGUGCUGAACUCAUCGUGGUGGUUCAUAGUGGUGGCGCAAAUGCUAUAUAUUUUUAGUGGGACUUGUGGAGAAGCAUGGUCAGGGUUCUCAUGGAUGGCUUUCCUUAAUCUAUGGGGAUUUGUUAGGUUAUCUCUUGCCUCCGCUGUCAUGCUAUGCUUGGAGACUUGGUACUUUAUGGCAUUGGUCCUGUUCGCUGGCUAUUUAAAGAACGCAGAAGUGGCUGUUGAUGCCUUGUCCAUUUGCAUGAACAUACUGGGAUGGGCAGUGAUGGCAGCUAUUGGAUGCAAUGCAGCUAUAAGCGUGCGAGUGUCAAAUGAACUCGGGGCAGCUCAUCCAAGAACGGCGAAAUUUUCGGUGGUGGUCGUCGUGUUUUCUUCAUUCUUGAUCGGCCUUCUCUUAUCAGUCUUUUUACUAGUUUUUCGAAGCCAAUACCCCAACUUAUUCGCAGAGAGUGAAUCAGUAAAGCGUCUUGUUUAUGAUCUCACACCAUUAUUAGCAUUUUGCAUAGUGGUUAACAAUAUUCAACCAGCUCUAUCUGGUGUGGCUAUUGGAGCAGGAUGGCAAGCUUUGGUUGCUUAUGUCAAUAUUGCUUGUUACUAUUUGUUUGGCAUUCCAUUGGGUUUAUUACUAGGCUACAAGCUCAACAUGGGUGUCCAAGGUAUUUGGUACGGAAUGGUUAGCGGAACUGUGAUUCAGACAUUUGCCCUGUUUUGGAUAGUUCACAAAACCAAUUGGAACAAGGAGGCUUCUAUUGCAGCAGAGAGGAUAAAAAUGUGGGGAGGGGAACCAGAUGGUAAAGCAAAUGAUGCAGAGAAAUAAACUCCGAUUUGGAGUCAUUGUAUUAAGUCCAUCAAUUGUAUGUGAUGAAAUUUUGGAAAUUUGAGUUGCAUUUGUACUGUUCAAUGUAACGUUGCUCAAUAGUGUUAAGCAUUGUAAGGUACUUUUGCCAAAUUUAUUCUUAGCUCGGCAUCUAAAAUUAAAGCCCUUAUAAAGUUCUAGCA
Lycium barbarum (goji berry) is the source of this 1893-nucleotide messenger RNA. Its product is annotated as protein DETOXIFICATION 29-like. The record is from RefSeq and is a predicted model, not a curated record. Gene Ontology annotation, cellular component: vacuolar membrane. Gene Ontology annotation, biological process: xenobiotic detoxification by transmembrane export across the plasma membrane. NCBI's taxonomy places the organism in Eukaryota, Viridiplantae, Streptophyta, Magnoliopsida, Solanales, Solanaceae. The transcript is spliced from 8 exons. Bases 152 to 1711 code for a protein of 519 amino acids. Gene Ontology annotation, molecular function: xenobiotic transmembrane transporter activity; antiporter activity.